GUUGAGCCAUCCCAAUGUAGUAAGAGCCUGUGACGUUCCCGAGGAGAUGAACUUUCUGGUCAACGACGUUCCUCUUCUGGCAAUGGAAUAUUGUUCAGGGGGUGACCUUCGGAAGCUGCUAAACAAACCGGAAAACUGCUGCGGACUUAAGGAAAGUCAAAUACUUUCUCUGCUUAGCGACAUUGGGUCUGGUAUCCAGUAUUUGCAUGAAAACAGAAUAAUACACAGAGAUUUAAAGCCUGAAAAUAUUGUUCUUCAGGAUGAAGGUGGGAAGAUUGUUCACAAGAUAAUAGACCUGGGAUACGCAAAGGAUCUGGAUCAAGGAAGUUUAUGCACUUCAUUUGUUGGAACAUUACAAUAUUUAGCUCCAGAACUCUUUGAAAAUAAAUCCUACUCAGUUACUGUUGAUUACUGGAGCUUUGGAACGAUGGUGUUUGAAUGCAUUGCAGGAUUUAGACCUUUCUUGCAUAAUCUACAGCCAUUUACCUGGCAUGAAAAAAUCAAGAAGAAGGAUCCAAAGCACAUCUUUGCUUCUGAAGAGAUGAAUGGCGAGGUUCGGUUCAGUACCCAUUUGCCACAGCCUCACAGUCUCUGUGGUUUAAUUGUAGAACUGAUGGAAAACUGGUUGCAACUGAUGCUGAAUUGGGAUCCACAACAGAGGGGCGGAGGUUUAGAUCCUGAAACCAAUCGUCCGAAGUGUUUCCUAAUAAUGGAUCGCAUACUGAAUUUGAAGAUAGUACACAUCCUAAAUAUGACCUCUGCCAAGAUUGUUUCGUUUCUUUUGCAUCCCGAGGAAAGCCUUCAUUCCCUUCAGAUUCGGAUUGAGUUUGAAACUGGAAUAAGUACUGGAAAUCAGGAACUGCUGUUGGAAACAGGGAUUUGCCUGGACCCUCGGAAACCUGCUUCCCAGUGUGUUAUUGAUGGCGUAAGAGGCUGGGAUAGCUACAUGGUCUAUUUGUUUGAUAAAAGCAAAACUGUCUACGAUGGACCCUUUGCUUCUCGGAGUCUGUCUGACUGUGUAAAUUACAUUGUACAGGAUAGUAAAAUCCAACUGCCAAUUCCUCAGCUGCGCAAGGUAUGGGCAGAAGCGGUUCACUAUGUGAUUGGGCUAAAAGAGGAUUAUAGCAGACUUUUCCAGGGCCAGAGAGCUGCCAUGCUCAGUCUUCUUCGAUAUAAUGCAAACCUAAUCAAAAUGAAAAACAAUAUGGUGUCAGCGUCUCAGCAACUGAAAGCAAAACUGGAAUUCUUUCAUCAAAGCAUUCGCCUUGACCUGGAGAGAUACAGUGACCAGAUGGCUUAUGGCAUAUCUUCAGAAAAGAUGCUCAAAGCCUGGAAGGAGAUGGAGGAGAAGGCCUCUCAGUGUGCACAGGCUGAAGAUAUUGGAUAUCUGGAUGAGCAGAUCAUGGCUUUGCACACAGAGAUUGUAGAGCUUCAGAAGAGUCCAUAUGCUAGGCGCCAAGGAGAGGUCAUGGAGAGCUUGGAGCAGAGAGCCAUAGACCUGUACAAGCAAUUAAAAACAAGACCUCCAGAUCAUGCCUACAGUGACAGCACAGACAUGGUGAAGAUUAUUGUUCAGACGGUACAGAGCCAAGAUCGAGUUCUCAAGGAGCUCUUCGGCCAUCUCAGCAAGCUCUUGGGCUGUAAGCAGAAGAUCAUUGACUUGCUUCCAAAGAUUGAAGUGGCUCUAAAUAAUAUCAAGGAAGCUGACAACUCAGUGAUGCAGAUGCAGGGCAAAAGACAAAGGGAGAUAUGGCAUUUGCUGAAAAUUGCUUGUACUCAGAGCUCUUCUCGAUCGCUGGUAAGCUCGAGCCUGGAAGGGACAGCCUCAACUCCAGCAGCCACAUGGCUCCCACAGAGCUCCUCAGGGAAUGUACCUCACCCUCUAUCAUCUAUGGCAACUCCCGAAGAUGGGUAAGAGCUGUUGGGAAAG
Cariama cristata (Red-legged seriema) is the source of this 1930-nucleotide messenger RNA. RefSeq names its product conserved helix-loop-helix ubiquitous kinase (gene CHUK). The transcript has 17 exons. The record is from RefSeq and is a predicted model, not a curated record. Gene Ontology annotation, cellular component: cytoplasm; IkappaB kinase complex. The annotation marks the transcript as partial. Gene Ontology annotation, biological process: peptidyl-serine phosphorylation; positive regulation of transcription by RNA polymerase II; tumor necrosis factor-mediated signaling pathway. Gene Ontology annotation, molecular function: IkappaB kinase activity; ATP binding. Lineage: Eukaryota; Metazoa; Chordata; Aves; Cariamiformes; Cariamidae.